AUGAGCCGCAAGACAUUUUCUCACGAGAACCAUGAAAAGUUCGCGGCGCAAGUGCGCAACAGGACAACCAAUGAUGGCGCCGUCAUCGAGAAUGCUCUGGCACACAUGACGGAUUCCGAACUAGAAGAGGACGUGAGACAGUUUGCCGAGUCUCACUUACGGUCUGUCCCGUACGAAACCAUUCUGCGCGCCGCGAGGGUGGCCAAAGACAAACGCAUAUACGACGAGGUUGCGGCGAGGCCGCGUUUCAACGUGAGAGGCCGUCUGCCCGUCCACCUCACCCCCGAGGAGAGGGACGCUCUGUGCAGGGAGAAGAAUGUUACGUUUAGCGAAAAGGGCAUGCGCAUCGUCAUUGCCACCGUCUCUCUGGCAGCUCUUUUGCAAGGCUUCGUCCAAUCUUCCUUCAACGGGGCGUCUCUGUAUGCGGGCCAGUGGGGUUUGACGUUGCCGGACAAGGAAAAAGACAUCACCGGCGAUGUCUGGCGUCUCGGGGCCGCCAACUCGUCGCCAUGGUUCUUCGCCGCCCUGGUGGGCUGUCCUCUCUCGCUGCCCAUCAACUAUUGGUUCGGCAGACGGGGCGCAAUAACCACGGCGGCCUUUCUGAUCCUAGCAAGUUCGAUCGGCGCGAUAUUCGCAACCAACUGGGUGCAGCUGCUUUGCGUCAGAAUCGUCAACGGCCUAGGCAUGGGCAUCAAAGCUGUUAGCACCCCCAUCCUCGCUUCAGAGACCGCUGUGGGCUACUGGCGCGGCUCAGCCAUUCUCGCCUGGCAGCUCUGGGUUGCUUUUGGCAUCAUGCUGGGCUUUUCUUUCAACAUGAUUUACACCAACGCCAGUUCUCCCCGAACGACUCUCGCCCUGAUCCAGGAGUCCCCUCGCUAUCACCUUAUGAAGGGGCCAAACUACAGCGUCGAGGAAGCGUACCGAGUUUUGCUACACGUCCGGAACACCCAGUUGCAAGCUUUACGAGAUUUGUACCUUGUCCACAAGGCGCUCGAACAGGAGCGAGUUGGCAUCAGCGACUGGGAUCCACAAAACGCCGCCUUGUCCCCGGGCUUUGUAUGGGUUACUCGCGACUUUUUCACACAGUUUAAGCAGCUGUUCCAGCAGCGGCGGCUGUACAAUGCGCUGAUUUCGGCUUCGACAGUCAAUCUAGCGCAACAGCUCUGUGGAGUCAAUGUUCUCGCGUUUUACUCUGGCAACAUUUUCAAUCCCGAAAACAAGCAUACGCUGGAAGCAAUGGCCUAUAGCCUUGGCUUCGGCGCCAUCAACUUUCUGUUUGCAUUGCCGGCCAUCAAGAGCAUAGACACACUAGGGCGAAGAAAGUGGCUGCUCACUACUUUGCCCUUUAUGUCGUUGUUCAUGCUGGGAGCGGGGCUGGCAGGACUCGUCAAUGACGCUGGGAAGCGAAGAGGGCUAACGGCCUUGUUCUUUUACCUGUUCGCCGUCGCCUACUCGCCUGGCUUGGGCCCUAUACCAUUCACGCUUGCCUCGGAAAGCUUUCCCUUGUCGCACCGCGAAGCCGGAACCGCGUGUGCAAUCUCAACCAACUUGUUUUUCGCGGGCCUGCUCUCCAUCUUCUACCCGAGCAUCGAUGGGGCUCUCGGUCAGGUCGGGUCGCUGGGGCUUUUCAGCGGACUCAACAUCGUGGCCCUGGCCCUGGUGUUCCUGUUUGUCGAAGAAACAAAGAGACGAAGCCUGGAAGAGCUCGACCACAUCUUCGCCGUGUCGAAGCGAAAGUUUAUGCGCUUUCAAAUCACGGAGCACCUGCCGUGGCUGAUGAGACGCUACUUGUUUGGCGCUCAGUACCCACGGCCGGAGCUGUACAGAGAUUUGAUUUGGGGGCCGGCGGACGAGGAAGAGCUUUCAUCGCAGCUGGAUAUAAUGAGUUACAUGGGGAGACAAGAUCAAGCGUCGCCGACUGCAAUGAAGAGUGAGAGGGGCGGGGCGGGCCGGGGCCAAUACGCCGUCGAGAUUGACGACGGCCACUCGCGUUAUCCGCCUCCACGAGUCCCGUUUGCAAGGGAUUGGUCGUAA
Hirsutella rhossiliensis is the source of this 2034-nucleotide messenger RNA. Its product is annotated as sugar transporter domain-containing protein. The transcript is spliced from 13 exons. The coding region runs from base 1 to 2034 and encodes 677 amino acids. Gene Ontology annotation, biological process: transmembrane transport. The record is from RefSeq and is a predicted model, not a curated record. Gene Ontology annotation, molecular function: myo-inositol:proton symporter activity. Gene Ontology annotation, cellular component: membrane. NCBI's taxonomy places the organism in Eukaryota, Fungi, Ascomycota, Sordariomycetes, Hypocreales, Ophiocordycipitaceae.